Molecule: messenger RNA, 1674 nt
Organism: Rhodamnia argentea
Lineage: Eukaryota; Viridiplantae; Streptophyta; Magnoliopsida; Myrtales; Myrtaceae
Product: berberine bridge enzyme-like 13
Exons: 2
Coding region: 1-1629 (542 amino acids)
Molecular function (GO): FAD binding; oxidoreductase activity
Source: RefSeq, a predicted model, not a curated record
AUGUUGGAUAAUACUUCAACAUUAGGCUCCCUGCUACUUUCACAGAUUCUUUUCUUUUUCUUAGUCUCAUCAUCUUCAUGGACAUCUGCGACUUACACGAUUCAACAGACCUUCUUUCGUUGCCUUUCGGCCAAUUCCAUGAACUCUGUUCCUCUUUCCUCGUAUUACACCCCGAACAAUGUCUCUUCCUUCAUGUCCGUCCUCAAUUCGACGGCGAACAACCUCCGGUACUUGCUCCCGACGGUGCCGAAGCCCAUGAUCAUCUUCACCCCACUGUCUGAGGCCCAUGUCCAGGCUGCCGUCCUCUGCUCGAGGCAGUUUGCGCUCACCAUGCGCGUCAGGAGCGGGGGCCACGACUUUGAAGCGGUCUCCUACGUGUCCCAGAUCGAGUACCCUUUCGUCGUGCUUGACCUGGCCAGACUCCGUGCCAUUGAGGUGGACAUCCCUCAGGGCACUGCGUGGGCCCAGGCUGGGGCCACGGUUGGGGAGGUCUAUUACAGGAUUGCUGAGAAGAGUAAGGUCCACGGGUUUCCGAUGGGCGUGUGCACAAGCCUGGGCAUCGGAGGCCACAUCACCGGAGGGGCCUACGGUUCAAUGAUGAGGAAGUUUGGGCUGGGGGCGGACAACGUGCUCGAUGUCCGAAUGGUGGACGCCAAGGGGAAGAUUCUUGACAGGAAGGCGAUGGGAGAGGACCUGUUCUGGGCUCUCAGGGGUGGCGGCGGAGGCAAUUUCGGCAUAAUCCUGGCUUGGAAGCUAAAAUUGGUCAAUGUGCCUGAGACUAUGACUGUGUUCACAGUCACCAAGACCCUCGAACAAGGCGCGACAAAGCUCCUGUACAAAUGGCAAAAGAUAGCACCAAAGCUCGAUGACAGGCUCUUCCUCAGAGUCAUCAUCCAGGCCUCAAGCGCCAACCCAACGGAGAACCGAACCGUGACAACCUCUUAUAUGGCGCUCUUCCUAGGAGAACCAGACACCCUCCUUUGGAUCAUGGGAAAGCACUUCCCUGAGUUAGGCCUGACCGCUGCCGAAUGCAUCAAGAUGAGCUGGAUCAGGUCGGUCCUGUAUAUGGCGGGGUACCCGAACAACACCACCCGGGAGGUCCUCCUCCAGGGGAAGUCCCUGUUCCGAACCUACUACAAGGCCAAGUCCGACUUCGUGAGGACCCCGAUCCCUGAGAAGGGCCUCUUGGGCCUACGGGAGAUAUACUUCGAGGAGGAGCUCCCGUUCAUGAUAUGGACCCCGUACGGCGGGGCAAUGGCCCGGGUCCCCGAGUUGGCCACACCGUUUCCGCACCGGCAUGGCACACUGUUCAAGAUCCAGUAUUUGGUGUCCUGGCAGGAUGGGACCAAGAAUAUGGCCAGGCAUAUGAGCUGGAUCAGGAAGCUGUAUGACUACAUGGGUCCUUAUGUGUCCAAGAAUCCUAGAGAGGCCUACGUGAAUUACAGGGAUCUUGAUUUGGGCAUGAACAAGAAAGGUGUCAACAACUUGAUGGAGGCGAGUUCCUGGGGUUUGAAGUAUUACAAGAGCAAUUUCUACAGGUUGGUUCAGGUCAAGACCAAGCUUGACCCAGAUAACUUCUUUAGGCACGAGCAGAGUAUUCCUUCUCUUCCUGUGAAGAAAGGGAAUUAGAGAGUAUUGAUUGGUAAGUGCAAGAUAUGAUUGGACUUAUUCAGA